AUGAGGAUGACACCGAGUAUCAUUCGGAACGGGAAGAUGCAUCAUCAUCCGAAGCAACCGACGCGGAAACCCGCCCAGCCAAGCGCCGCAAAACACAACCACCACGACGCCCAAAACCCAGCCUACCACCACCCCACGCUCCUCACCACCCCCCACACCCGCGCAUCCCUCCUAACCUGGUUCACAACCGCCAUCCCCAACCGACCCAUGCCCUGGCGCAAGCCCUUCGCCCCGCCCGCAUCCCUCACCCGCGCCCAGCUCGCCCGCCGCGCCUACGAGGUCUGGAUCUCCGAGGUCAUGCUGCAGCAGACGCGUGUCGCGACGGUGGUGGCGUACUGGACCCGCUGGAUGGCGCGCUGGCCCGGGGUGAAGGAGUUGGCGGGCGCGACGGAGGAGGAGGUUUUGAGCGGGUGGCAGGGGUUGGGGUAUUAUUCGAGGGCGAGGAGGGUUUGGGAGGCGGCGAGGGUGGUUUGUGCGGCCGAGGAGGAUGGGGAUGGGGUGGGGGUGUUGCCGGGCACGGUGGAGGGGUUGAUGCGCUUGCCGGGGGUGGGGAGGUAUACGGCGGGCGCGGUGGCCGCGAUUGUGUUUGGGGUGGCCGCGCCGAUGGUGGAUGGGAAUGUGUUAAGGGUGUUGAGCCGGCAGAUGGGGGUGUUGGGGGAUGUGAAGGGAGAUAAGAGGGUGGUGGAUUUGUUGUGGGAGGCCGCGGGGGAUUUGGCCAGGGCUGUGGCUGGGGAUGGAGACGACGGGGAGGCGUUGAUGGAGUUGGGCAGUACGGUUUGCACGCCGAAGCCCAAUUGCGCGGCGUGUCCCAUCACCGAGACUUGUAGGGCUUAUGCCGAGGGCCUUGCUUUGGCAGAGGGGAGGCGUGAUGGUGGGGCAUUGACGGAUAUCGAGGAUCUCUGCGCUCUCUGUGGCCCCUUUGAAGAGGCGGCUUCUGAUGGGGAUGAUGGAGGGUUGGCAACAGAGAAGGAGACGCGACCGAGCAAGGGGGAUGGGAAAUUGUCCCGUUUCUUUGCGGCCACCAAGGCCGCCAAACAGCCUACCGUUACGGCUGAAGAGUUGGAUGCUCGCACCCUAGCAGCCGUUGUGGAUCACGCGAGAAAGUUCCCACUCAAAAAGCCAAAGAAGAAGGUCCGCGAGGAAGAAACAUUGGUGUGCGCUCUCCGCCGCUCCGACGGGCGGUAUCUUAUCCACAAGAGGCCGGACAAUGGACUGUUGGGGGGGUUAUGGGAGCUCCCCAGUCACACGUUACCGGCAUCAAAUGACAGCACGGCCAAAGCACGGAAAACGAAGGCGAUAGCUUAUGUUGCGGAUGUGGUUGGGGAUGUGGGACGGAAAGGUUCCCGUUCACCGCUGAAGCACGUCGCAGAACUUGCGAGCGUACCCUGGUUGUUUUCACACCUGAAGCUGACGAUGCAUGCCCACCUCUUUGAGAUGGAUGGUGUAGGGUCGCUGCCGGAGCUGGGCCCGCGGGAGCAAUGGGCCUCCGUGGAAGAAAUUGACGCCGAGUCUAUGGGCACCGGUAUGAAGAAGUGCUGGUCACUUGUCAAGGAAAGGAUAGUCUAG
Messenger RNA from Chaetomium fimeti, 1566 nucleotides. Its product is annotated as DNA glycosylase. Gene Ontology annotation, biological process: base-excision repair; mismatch repair. NCBI's taxonomy places the organism in Eukaryota, Fungi, Ascomycota, Sordariomycetes, Sordariales, Chaetomiaceae. Gene Ontology annotation, molecular function: adenine/guanine mispair binding; oxidized purine DNA binding; purine-specific mismatch base pair DNA N-glycosylase activity. The record is from RefSeq and is a predicted model, not a curated record. Gene Ontology annotation, cellular component: nucleus. Bases 1 to 1566 code for a protein of 521 amino acids. The transcript has 3 exons.